GCAGAAACGCCAAGGAUUCGAAAUCGAUGACCGAGUGACUCAACGGUGCCUCCCAUCAGAUUUGAUUCUUUACAAUGGCAGAUAAACAAAAUGCUCAGAAAAGUGUCAAGAUAGCAGCUGGAGCUGUAGUUUGUGUUGAAAGCGAAAUCCGAGGAGACGUUACCAUAGGCCCCAGGACGGUGGUUCACCCAAAGGCUCGCAUCAUUGCUGAAGCAGGGCCCAUUGUUAUUGGAGAAGGCAACUUGAUUGAGGAGCAAGCGCUGAUCAUUAACAGUUACCCAGAAAAUAUCACACCUGAAUCUGAGGUGGAACCAAAGGCAAUGACCAUCGGUAUCAACAACGUAUUUGAAGUUGGCUGUGUAUCACAAGCUUUAAAAAUUGGAGACAACAAUGUCAUUGAAUCUAAAGCUGAUGUUGGUAGAAAUGUAAUCCUCACCAGUGGCUGUAUAAUUGGAGCCUUCUGUCAGGUCAACACCUGUGAGGUCAUACCUGAGAACACUGUAAUCUAUGGAUCUGGAUGUAUGAGGCGGGUGCAAACGGAGAGACCCCAGCCACAGACUCUUCAGCUCGACUUUCUGAUGAAGAUCUUGCCAAACUACCACCAUUUGAAGAAAACCGUUAAAGCAAACCAAACCGCUAGCUAAAAUGCAACUUUUUUUUGGUUUGUGUAAUUAAAUGCUCAGCACAUCCAUGUUUAAAUAGAUCCUGCUGGAAGAAAGCAUGAAUGUAUAUAGUUAUGUACCUAGCCUCUCAGUAAUUGUUCCACACUUACUGAUAUUUUCUACUCUAACCUACAACUGCAGAUUAAGCGUCUCAUCUUUCUCUUGCUGCGUUGAUGUACCAUUUUCUACAGUUAAUUAAAUAACUUAACGUGCUCAA
Archocentrus centrarchus (flier cichlid) is the source of this 879-nucleotide messenger RNA. Its product is annotated as dynactin subunit 6-like. Gene Ontology annotation, biological process: mitotic spindle organization. The transcript is spliced from 7 exons. The record is from RefSeq and is a predicted model, not a curated record. Gene Ontology annotation, cellular component: dynactin complex. Gene Ontology annotation, molecular function: dynein complex binding. NCBI's taxonomy places the organism in Eukaryota, Metazoa, Chordata, Actinopteri, Cichliformes, Cichlidae. The coding region runs from base 75 to 644 and encodes 189 amino acids.